Argentina anserina (silverweed cinquefoil) is the source of this 2478-nucleotide messenger RNA. RefSeq lists its product as uncharacterized. Gene Ontology annotation, biological process: response to endoplasmic reticulum stress. The record is from RefSeq and is a predicted model, not a curated record. The transcript has 11 exons. The coding region runs from base 171 to 2249 and encodes 692 amino acids. NCBI's taxonomy places the organism in Eukaryota, Viridiplantae, Streptophyta, Magnoliopsida, Rosales, Rosaceae. Gene Ontology annotation, molecular function: protein binding.
CUCGCAGAUACUAUAUAGGCAAUGACCCAUUCCUCUCCCAUAAACCUUCAUCACUUUCUCUGAGAAACACAGACGUACUCAGUUGAGACCCGGAUACAAAUUACUUUAUUGGGUCUCGUUCUACACACUUCAAGAGUUCAAGGUAAUUGGUAUCCCUUUGGGACCUGGAAAUGGGAGCUGGAAGGAAGACAGAACCCUUUACUAUGGCUCCUAAACCAGACCUGGCAGCUUACACUGCACCUGCAAGAAAAUUGAGAACUGAUCACCUUGGGGGAGUUAUCUUUGGUUGCAAGAUCAACACAAUGAUGGAGUGUCUAUCUAAACAACUCUUUGGUUUACCGGGUGCACACUAUAUAUAUGUGAAGAAUAUUAGUCCUGGCUUGCCACUAUUUCUCUUCAACUAUACUGAUAGGAAACUUCAUGGAAUUUAUGAGGCUGCUAGCUAUGGGCAAAUGAAUAUUGAUCCAUAUGGUUGGACAACUGAUGGAUCAGUGAGAACACAAUAUCCUGCACAGGUUCAGAUUCGUGUCCGGCUGCAGUGCCAACCACUGCUUGAAAGUCAGUUUAAACCGAUUAUUGCAGACAAUUACUACAGUCCACAUAAAUUCUGGUUUGAGCUUGAUCAUGUUCAGACAAACAAGCUGAUGUCUUUAUUAGCAUCUUGUGCGAUUGCUCCAGGUACUCCUAUACAGCAGAAAAUACCAAACAGGAAGACCAAUCUUCCAAUGCAACCGUCAUGUAAGACAACAGUGGAAGCUCAGUGGUUUAAACCACUUACUUCAGGGGCUACAACGCUAGUUGGAAACUACAUGUCAGAUGUGAAAGAGGCUGAACAAGAAGAGCAGCAGCUCAUAUGCAUGAAACUGAAAGAGUUGUCUCUUCAAUGUGAUCUCAACAGUCAAUGUCAAAACGUGCCUUUGUCGAUAGAUUUUAAAGAUAGUGCUAUUGUUGAUGCAACGCUGGUAGCAGUCAAUUGGAAUCCAACCGGACCAUUGGGUUUAGGGGAUAUGAGGGUAGCGAAGUCUCAUUCCUGGUCUGAGAAGAGUGGAGGGAGUGCUUCCUCAUUGUCUGCGCUGAGUCCUCGAUCCUCAUCUGAUCAGUCACGGAUUGAUAAGUUGGUUCAAGAGGUAGAAGAGCUAAAGGCUUUCAGGAAUGAACAGAGCAAGAUGAUUGGCAAUUUGGAGCAUAAGCUGGACCUGGCAGAGUUUGAAAUCAAACAGUUAAAAGAUGCUAUGAAGUUGGAAUCUGAGUCUACACGAUCCCCUGCACAUGUUGAUGAAAAGCAGGCUGUGUCUGAUGUUCAGUUAAAAGACGGUGGGAAGUUGGAAUCCAAGUCUGUACUCAUCACACAAGAGAAGGAUAUUGUAUCGUGUGAUAUGCUGGAUUUGGAUCCUAAGGAGUCAAUAUAUCUAUUCGGAGGAUAUGAUGGUAAAUCAUGGUUAUUGUCGUGGGAUUCUUAUUAUCCUUCUCAAGAUGUGAUAAAAUCUCUCGGACCAAUGAUCUCAGUUCGUGCAUAUGCUUCUGUUGCCAAACUAGAUGGUGAUAUUUAUGUGAUUGGAGGUGGUGAUGGUGCUGUGUGGUACGAUACAGUUGAAUCAUACUGCCCUGCUGACAACCAAUGGAAAGUUUGCCCUUCUUUAAGAGAGAAAAAGGGGAGCUUAGCUACAGCUACCGCAAACAACAAAAUCUUUGCAAUGGGUGGAGGCAAUGGAUUUGAAUGCUUUUCUGAUGUUGAGAUGCUAGAUAUUGAUGUUGGUCGAUGGAUCCGUACGCAGUCGAUGCUAGAAAAGAGAUUUUCUGUUGCCGCAGCAGAAUUGAACGGGGUACUGUAUGCUACUGGAGGCUUUGAUGGAAAGGAUUAUUUGAAGUCGGUUGAUAGGUUUGAUCCAAGGGAGCAUAGCUGGAAGAAAGCUCCUUGCAUGACAUUAGAAAGGGGUUCCCAUUCAUUGGUUGCAUUGAAUGGAAAAUUGUAUGCUCUGGGUGGUUAUGAUGGAGAUUCUAUGGUGUCGAGUAUAGAAAUUUUUGACCCACGCCUCGAGUCAUGGAUGCCUGGGGAACCAAUGAACCACGCUAGAGGAUAUGCAGCUGCGGCUGUUGUCAAUGAUGCCAUCUAUGUAAUUGGAGGAGUGAAAGAGGAUACCAUGAUUGCAGAGACUGUUGAGUGCUACAGGGAGGGCCAAGGUUGGCGAGAAAUGAAUGGGUUGACUAGCAAAAGGUGCUUCCUAUCGGCCAUUGCUCACUCAGACUGAUCAAGAUGUUACUUGCAGUUAUAUCUGGUUGCAAACUCGUUGCCCAUCAAAUAUGUAAUAGAGGAGCAUGAACAUGCUAGGUGCUUAUAGUGAGGUCUUUUGUGAUUUUAGGUGUUUUUUUUUUUUGGCAAAUCAAGAUGGUGUCUUGGGGAUCAAUGCAGUAAGAUCCAUCUUGAGAAAAGGUCCGGUGGUGGAUUGGAAACCAGAAGUAUCAAAGAUCUCAAUGCUU